Messenger RNA from Tilletiaria anomala UBC 951, 582 nucleotides. Its product is annotated as ESCRT-II complex, vps25 subunit. Gene Ontology annotation, molecular function: structural molecule activity; protein homodimerization activity. The transcript has 3 exons. Bases 1 to 582 code for a protein of 193 amino acids. Gene Ontology annotation, cellular component: ESCRT II complex. Gene Ontology annotation, biological process: protein transport to vacuole involved in ubiquitin-dependent protein catabolic process via the multivesicular body sorting pathway. The record is from RefSeq and is a predicted model, not a curated record. Lineage: Eukaryota; Fungi; Basidiomycota; Exobasidiomycetes; Georgefischeriales; Tilletiariaceae.
AUGACAGCGCAAGAGGACUUCACGUUCCCCUCUCUUUACGCUUUCCCUCCUUUCUUCACACCGCAACCCAACCCGCAGACGCUCGAAUCGCAGGAAACGGCAUGGUCUAAGCUCAUUCUUGACUACUGCCAAGCAAAGCGGCGAUUCUCUCUGGAUGCCGCGUCGGAGGAGGACUUGAACUCGGAACUAUUCUAUAAUCGCGAGAUUGAUCGUCGGAUAUCGGCCCUGUUCGUCAAAGCGCUCCUUGCGCGCCUCGUACGACAAGGAUCAGCGGCGUGGGACGCCACGGGCGGCAAGAAGGGCAAAACGGAGCAGAAUACGCGGGCUAUCAUCUACUGGCGCAAGCCGGAAGAGUGGGGAGAGCUGAUCUACAGCUGGGUCAAAGAGACGGGGCAGAACAAGAGCAUCUUGACCUUCUUUGAACUCACAGAAGGUGACUUGGCACAGCAGACCGCAGAACAUCGUAAACUGCCCACGCCUGUUCUACGAGCAGCUCUGGCCCAUCUGGCCAAAACCGGCCGCUGCCAGGUGUUCGCUGGCGAAGAGGGUCUCACGGGAGGAGAGGGUGUCAAAUUUGUAUGA